This is a messenger RNA of Arabidopsis lyrata subsp. lyrata, 1134 nucleotides long. RefSeq lists its product as uncharacterized. The record is from RefSeq and is a predicted model, not a curated record. Lineage: Eukaryota; Viridiplantae; Streptophyta; Magnoliopsida; Brassicales; Brassicaceae. The transcript is spliced from 4 exons. The coding region runs from base 89 to 994 and encodes 301 amino acids.
GAGAUAAAAAUUGGAACUUUUAAUUUCUGUCAAAAUACUAAAUUGACAAUUUGAGAGAGAGCCUGAGUAGUUUUGUGAGAAUCCGAAAAUGGGGGUUUCGAUGUUGGAUUCCUCAUGGAGUUGCCGAUUAUCCUCCAAGGUGUCUCCUUCACCAACACAAAAACUCGCAAGCUCAUUGACAGAAAGAGUUCCAAUUUCUCUGAACUUGAGGUUUGAUCAUUCAAUUAGGGCAUAUUCGGUUCGAGCUCUAAAGUGCAGGUCCGAGGAUUUUGUUGAGAGAAGUAGCCCAUUUGAGGUUAAGAAAGAGCUAGAGAUUUGCUUCGACCUUGUACAUAGGCUCGGGAGAGGCAUUGUGUACUUAGGUUCUGCCAGAAUCCCACCAAACCAUUCACAUUAUCUGCAAGCACAAGAGUUGAGCAGAGAAGCAGCAAAUCUGUUGGACUGUACUACAUGGUCUGGAGCUGGACCAGGACUUAUGGAUGCUGUGACUAAAGGUGCUUUGGAAGCUGAGAAACCAGUUGGUGGCAUCAAAAUAGAAAAAGAAGCCGGUGAAUGGACUGCAUCGAAGUUUCAUCCUUAUCUCCCUCCUCAGAAUUACCAUACUUGCAGGUUUUUCUCGGCGAGAAAGCAUGGAUUAGUAGAUGCUGUGAUAAGAAACAGUGUCUCUGAUAAGACGGCGAUAAUUGCACUUCCAGGUGGAAUUGGCACGCUUGAUGAGAUGUUUGAGAUUUUGGCAUUGAUUCAGCUCAAAAGGAUUGGAUCUGCUUUACUGGUUCCAUUCAUUGUGAUGAAUUAUGAUUCUUUCUAUUCAAAGCUGCUUGAAUUCAUUGAGACUUGCGAAAACUUGGGAACUGUUUCUAAAGGAGAAGUUUCUGCAUUGUGGAAGGUAUGCAACAACAACUUUGAAGCUUUGACAUACUUAGCUGAAUUCUAUGACUUGCCUUACGGUUCUACAAAACUGGAAACUGAACUUAGAAAACCCGCUCGUGGAUGAUUAGUUUCUUACCUCAUUUCCGAUUUUUUUACUGUAAGAGAUCAUAUUUUUGACCAUGAACAACCAAUUUGAAGCUAUGUGGCACAUGUAGAAUAUAUAUACCAAUCAGAUUUGUUGUUAUCACUCCAAUCUUAUGUUUA